CACAGCCUUCAAUUGGAGGGGUUUUCUCCCCCGCGAGAAAGUUUUUGAGGAUGAAUAUUCUAGAAUUGACGGUUUAACCUGAUAUGGAGAUUUGAAGAACUUGGAAAAAAGAUUUCUGGGCAUCUUGCACUCCACACACAGGAAAAGUGAUCAAUCUCUUUGUUGAAGACUGCAGUUGGAUCGAUUGUCAAGAUGACCACCUACUGGAAGACUUGUGUCUUUGCAGCAAUGUUUCUUCCUGUGGCUGUAGCAAUGCACUCAGACUGUUUCAUCAGGAAGGAGCAAGAGGCCUGCUUAGAAACCAUCCAGAAACAGAUCACCUUAAUUCCGCUAAAUGAAUCAUCUCCAGGAUGCCCAGGGAUGUGGGAUAACAUUACGUGUUGGAAGUCUGCCUUUGUGGGCGAGGUUGUCUUUGUCAAGUGCCCAGCGCUCUUCACGUUGGUCAACUUCGAUGACGGUUGGGAUGUGAAUAGCAUGGCCUAUGCUCAACCAGGUGAUUUUGAACUAAUGGACAGUGCCGGCCAAAUUCUAGGUGGUUCCCCAGACUUAAAAGUCGUUAGCAGGAACUGUACUGAGGAAGGCUGGUCGGAACCUUUUCCUCAUUACUAUGAUGCCUGUGGAUUUGAUGAGAAUGACACCACGACGGAUUAUAGCCAGGACUACUACUAUCUCUCGGUCAAGGCUCUGUACACUGUCGGGUACAGCACGUCCCUUGUUUCGCUCACCACAGCCAUGGUGAUCUUGUGCCGUUUCAGGAAACUACACUGCACCCGGAACUUCAUUCACAUGAAUCUCUUCGUUUCCUUCAUUCUACGAGCCAUAUCGGUCUUCAUCAAGGAUGGGAUUCUAUAUGCUGAACAAGACAGCAAUCACUGUUUUAUCUCGACGGUGGAAUGCAAGGCAGUGAUGGUCUUUUUCCACUACUGUGUUAUGUCGAACUAUUUCUGGCUCUUCAUUGAGGGGUUGUACCUUUUCACCUUACUGGUAGAGACCUUUUUUCCAGAAAGAAGAUACUUCUACUGGUAUACCAUCAUUGGCUGGGGAACUCCUACCAUUUGUGUCACCGUUUGGGCUGUCCUUAGACUUCACUUUGAUGAUAUUGGCUGCUGGGACAUGAAUGACAACACAGCUUUGUGGUGGGUGAUCAAAGGCCCUGUGAUUGCAUCAAUAAUGAUCAACUUUUUGCUUUUCGUUGGCAUCAUCAUUAUCUUGGUUCAAAAGCUCCAGUCACCUGAUAUUGGAGGCAACGAAUCCAGCAUUUACUUCAGCUGCGUUCAGAAAUGCUACUGUAAAUCCAACAGGGCUAACCAGCACUCUUGCAGGAUGUCAGAACUAUCCACCAUUACCUUGAGGCUGGCCCGGUCUACCCUGCUGCUUAUUCCACUCUUUGGGAUUCAUUACACAGUGUUUGCCUUUUAUCCGGAGAACGUCAGCAAGAGGGAGAGGCUGGUGUUCGAAUUGGGUCUGGGAUCUUUCCAGGGCUUCGUUGUGGCUGUUCUCUACUGCUUCUUGAACGGCGAGGUGCAAUCAGAAAUAAAGAGGAAAUGGAGGAGCUGGAAGGUCAACCGGUACUUUGCUGUGGAUUUCAAACACCGCCAUCCCUCCCUGGCAAGCAGCGGAGUGAACGGGGGGACGCAACUGUCCAUUCUGAGCAAGAGCAGCUCACAGAUUCGAAUGUCAAGCAUAAAUGCGGAGAACUUGGCGACAUGAGCGCAUAAAACGACCCCUCCCCUCUCCAAAAAUGAAAGGCCGGGCGGGGGGGGGGGGGGGAAGCACCUUUGAAAACAAAAAAGUCAUAAUUUUGGUGGUGUGGGUCAUUGUGCCUGUUUGUGUUUUAUUUUCAUUUUUUUAAAAAAGAGAAGAAGCCACCUCCCUUUUAUCCAAAAGAGAAACAGGAUCGUUCUGGGAGCAUGGAACACAUAAUCUCUGAUAGUUGGAAGAGAAGGUGUCAAAGAGUAUUGUAAAUACACCACUGAGAUCAUCCAGAGAAAAAGAAGUUCAACCCACCCACCGUUCCAGCAAGCUGCAAAUAACUCCAUUGUUGGCUUUGUGUUCCUGGUGAUCUUUGUGCCAUGGUGAAUUUCACUUGCCAAGCUGAUAUCUGUGAAUGAACAUCUCAUGGAUUUGUGUUCCUUUCCUGUUGUCAUGUCAAAUGCAUCUGUUCCCUCCAUCUUGGAUUCUUCUCAUCUCCUGUUCCGUGACUAACUUCAGUGCUUAGGUGGACACAAGUAUCAGCCUUGACAAUGUGAUCGCUGAGAUGGAUCCCACCAGAAGCAUUCCAAACAGGGCAUCUGUUGAAGUUGUGGAGGACAGCAGCGAUAGCACUGUUUGGCAGGCAGAAAAUACACACACAAAAAGUGGAGUUGAUGUUUUUUCCUCCUCCAAGAAUGUAUCAUAAAGUGUUCUGUUAAGCUGUGAAUUUUCUAAAAGGGACAUCCCAACUAUACUAGAUCUAUAUUUUUUGAGAUUGGUUUUUUUUUUCUUUUUAAAGAAAAGCAAAACUAACAUGGAAGAAAAAGAAGACGAAAAACUAUAUAUAUUUUCCCCCACGUUAAGCGUAGACAAAUUCCGGGAAUGUAAUGUCUUCUGGACUACACAUAUGUCCCCUUUUAUUGGUACAUUUCCACAGAAAGCAGGAUGUAACUGGUGGUAGUGAGUGACCCAAAUGACUGACAUGCAUUGGGUACCACAACAUUUGUGAUGCCUUCAUCAUGCCAAGGUUCACACUAAAAGGGCUAGGAUGCAAAUUCUGUGGAUCAUGUGGUUUAAAGAGGGGAAUCCAUUCUGGUGGAUUUCAGAAGGUCCAGCUAACAUUAGCAUCCCUGGACAAUCCUUGCUAGGGCAGAGAAAUAAUAUAAAGACUUUAGAAGUGGGGAGAAUUGUUUUGAAUGAGGGACUUCUUUUCAGCUGAGUGUUUAGUUUGGCUUAGCCAAGCACACACACAAAAGUCAUUAAUGCCUUUGAUGUAGGGUUGGAGGAAGGAGGAAAAUCCGCCUUCAAUCCCACCUUAUAGUCAGAUCCACAUAAAUACAUAGCUACUUCAGCCGAGUUAAAACGAUGAUGUCAAUUUUUUAAGAGGCUUUGUGCAAUGCAGGACGCCUCCAAAGGACUUUUAUUAUUCCACUGUGCAUUGUACAAGCCUAUCUAGAUGUUUCAAAAUCCUCUCUAAUCUCUGUGUGUGAGUGUGUGUGUGUGUGUGUAUGUAUACCUUGAAGAGGAAAAUAUAUAUCAUAUUUUGUUAAAUACUAAGGAAUGAAUGCAAGCUAAUGGCGGCCAAGAAAGUUGCGAUGAAAGGGCUGGUUCUUUCUCCUUAAUUGAAAUGAAUGUCAUUGGGUGUUUUUUUUUUUAUUACACAAUUUGAAUUGUGGGCGUAGAA
Messenger RNA from Elgaria multicarinata webbii, 3376 nucleotides. RefSeq names its product pituitary adenylate cyclase-activating polypeptide type I receptor-like. The transcript has 17 exons. Gene Ontology annotation, biological process: cell surface receptor signaling pathway; adenylate cyclase-modulating G protein-coupled receptor signaling pathway. Gene Ontology annotation, molecular function: vasoactive intestinal polypeptide receptor activity; G protein-coupled peptide receptor activity; peptide hormone binding. The record is from RefSeq and is a predicted model, not a curated record. Gene Ontology annotation, cellular component: plasma membrane. Bases 193 to 1710 code for a protein of 505 amino acids. NCBI's taxonomy places the organism in Eukaryota, Metazoa, Chordata, Lepidosauria, Squamata, Anguidae.